AUGAGAAUAUGCAUUGACUACCAUGAGCUAAACCGGUUAACUAUUAAAAAUAAAUAUUCCCUGCCACGGAUUGAAGACCUCUUUGAUCAAUUAAAUGGUGCAGCAAAUGGAAAGAUGAUCGCUUGUGCUUCAAGACAGUUAAAACAACAUGAGCAAAACUAUUCCACACAUGAUUUGGAAUUGGCUAUGGUAGUACAUGCUCUAAAGAUAUGUAAGGCAAAUGUAGUCACUGAUGCCCUUAGUAGAAAGACAGUUACUGCAAAGAUUACGACAUUGAAGAUCCAACCUACACUUAGAGAUUGCAUCAAAGAUGUCCAAGACAAUGACCCAUUCUUAAGAAAGACUAAGGCAGAAGUUGUUACAAGUAAACGAAAGGGUUUUGCUAUAGCAGAUGGUAAUGAUUUGACAUUUGAGGAAAGAUUAUGUACUGAAGGAUGA
Molecule: messenger RNA, 438 nt
Organism: Olea europaea var. sylvestris
Lineage: Eukaryota; Viridiplantae; Streptophyta; Magnoliopsida; Lamiales; Oleaceae
Exons: 4
Coding region: 1-438 (145 amino acids)
Source: RefSeq, a predicted model, not a curated record